Messenger RNA from Setaria italica (foxtail millet), 958 nucleotides. RefSeq lists its product as uncharacterized. NCBI's taxonomy places the organism in Eukaryota, Viridiplantae, Streptophyta, Magnoliopsida, Poales, Poaceae. The transcript is spliced from 2 exons. Bases 188 to 556 code for a protein of 122 amino acids. The record is from RefSeq and is a predicted model, not a curated record.
CCACCCGCCGAUUCAGGAGGAAACCGAGGUGCGCGGGCGCGCGUAUAAAACAGCCGGCACAUCGCCUUCCGCUCCGGCAUCACCCCUGCAGGCCCCAGCGCAAGCAAGCAAGUCAAAUGCUAACCGAGUGAGCUGCUAGCUAGUUCUUCACUAGUUUUUGCACGGCCGGAGAAGACGAUAGGUGGGGAUGGAAGCGAGGUACGUGAAGGUGGCGUCCCGGUACUUCAUCGUCGGCAACGGGAACGCCGGCGACGGCUGCGGUGGUGGUGGUGAUCAUCGCCGCCGCCACUUCCUCGACGCCUGCUUCCUGUGCAAGCGGGACAUCACCCCGGGCCGCCACAUCUUCAUGUACAAGGGCGACGCGGCGUUCUGCAGCGACGAGUGCAGGCAGGACCAGAGGGCCAUGGACGCCGCGCUCAAGGCCGCCAGGCGCCGCCAACGCUACCUCCAGCGCAGCGCGUCCCUGCCGGUGCCUUCGUCGGCCGCGGCGGCGGCGAUGCCCCGGAGGCCGACCGUCGCGGGCCUCGCCGCCCACGCCCCCGUCCUCUCCGGCUAGAGCUAGCUCCUCGCGGUCGCCGAUCCAUGCUGGGGGGAUACGAAGAUGUGCGUGCUUGAGUUCGUCGUGCUCGUGUGCCCCGGCGCCCGCUUGAUCGGUCUGGGCAAUUUUCGUGGCCUGCUGGUCCGGCGCCGGAGAAGAUGCACGCUGGCACACGGAGAGAUAGCAGAUAUUGCGGACAAGUUUACAGUUGCAUGAUAUGCCCGAUGCAAAAAAAGCUACAGUAGCAAAUUAUUAGAUGCAUCAUCUCCUCGCCGGUUCACAAGUACCUAGAGACAGUACUGCUAGCUAGGAAAAAAAUAAAUUAAAUAAUAAUGUAAUAACCAUCUGUUCGAUCCGUAGAACAUGUAAUAGCUAUCAGUACUUGCACUUAUCACUAGCAGAGAAGAGACUUUCGUCCAA